Messenger RNA from Guyanagaster necrorhizus, 267 nucleotides. RefSeq lists its product as uncharacterized. NCBI's taxonomy places the organism in Eukaryota, Fungi, Basidiomycota, Agaricomycetes, Agaricales, Physalacriaceae. The record is from RefSeq and is a predicted model, not a curated record. Bases 1 to 267 code for a protein of 88 amino acids. The transcript is spliced from 3 exons.
AUGAUGAUCUCUGUCCGCGUAUUUUUCAUUCUUUUUAUCGCGUUCAUGCUGUCCUUUGCUAUUACGGCCCAAGCGUCUCCCGCACCCAUACCUAAUCCCAUCGAUGGGCUGCAGCCAUACGUUGCUGCAAAGAACCAUCUAGGACUCGGAAAUGGAAAUAAUACCCUAGCUUUGUCCGAAACCAAUUCUGCGGAGGUGUUCAGCCAGUCAUGGACAGCUAUAAUUUUCGUUGUAGUCGCAGCUGUUUGGAACAUACAGUUCGCAUGA